Ziziphus jujuba (common jujube) is the source of this 733-nucleotide messenger RNA. Its product is annotated as translocator protein homolog. Lineage: Eukaryota; Viridiplantae; Streptophyta; Magnoliopsida; Rosales; Rhamnaceae. Gene Ontology annotation, cellular component: membrane. The coding region runs from base 97 to 657 and encodes 186 amino acids. The transcript has a single exon. The record is from RefSeq and is a predicted model, not a curated record.
UCUUUAUAUACCCCCGUCUGAAUUAUCUCCUAUCUCAUUCAUUUGCCUUCUCUACCUCCCCAUCUAUCUCACUGUGCCCAGAAAAAAAAGACAAUAAUGGAUUCCCAAAGCAGCCUCAAACAGCGAACGAGAGGCGAACCUACCCCCACCGCUUCUAAAGACAACAGAAGCAGACGGGACAAGAGAAUGGCCAUGGCCAAACGCGGUUUUAGGUCUCUAGCCGUUGCAGUUUCCUUACCGGUCUCUCUCAGCCUCUUGUCGAUCUACCUGGGGGGUUCGAGUAACAGCUAUGCUAUUUCCUCCAAACCUUUCUGGUUCCCUCCUCUGUGGGCCUUGCACUUUACCACCAUCGCUUCCAGUUUCUUGAUGGGUCUCUCGGCCUGGCUUGUCUGGGCUCAAGGUGGCUUCCAUAAGAAACCCAUGGCUGCUUAUCUCUAUUUGACUCAGCUGGCCUUCAGUUUGGCCUGGGAUCCAAUCGUCUUCGGAUUCGGAUCCACCCGUGCUGGGUUGAUCGUGUGUUUGGGUAUGCUUGUGGCUUUGCUUGGAUGUUCUAGUGCCUUUAAACAGGUGAAUCCAAUUGCCGGUGAUGUUAUGAAGCCUUGUAUAGCAUGGAAUGCCUUUUUGGCCAUUGUAAAUUUUAAGCUAAUUUUCAUUUGAAGUUUUUUGUUUAUACCAUAGUUUUUGACAUGUAGUAUAAUAUCAUAUACAUAUAUAUAGAUGGUUUGUGCGUCAA